AUAUAACCAUAAGGCAACAUCUUCUUCCACAGGAUGAUACUGUUUUCUAUUCUCAGCAGUUGACGGCUCUCGUUAAUUUUGGCAAAACUGUUAGAUUAGUUCUUAAAUCAAGAAACUAAAUAAAGGAAACGCUAGAAGAUUCAUAACGCACAAUCUGCUAAAACAUAUAUACAUAUACAUAUAUAUACAUACAAUCACGCACCUAUAUAUCCCUAUAUAAACACCCCUCAACCCUCCAUCUCUCUAGGGCGAAGUUUGCAAAUCGAGAAUGGGAGGAAUGGCUUUCAGAUGGAUGAUUCUGGUAAUAGUUGCUGCCUCUGUCAUUGAGCUGAACGAUGCGACCGAAGAUCCGUUUUCGACUCAAAACACGGUGGUGGUCAAGAACCUGCUGAGUAUCAACAAGAACCUCAAAGUCCACUGCAGGUCCAAGGACAACGACUUGGGCGUCCGUAUACUGACGAGCCUUCACAACGCUUACGUGUUCCAUUUCGACGACAACAUGUUCGGGACGACCUUGUUCUGGUGCAACGUGUGGCAUGGCCGUAAUUUCGAGCACCACCAGGUGUUCGAAGCUUAUAAAGCCAAGUGGUAUACCAGAUUCAGUCAAUUGUACGCGUGGGAGGCGAGAGACAACGGUAUCUACUUUGGUCAUAAUGAGCAAGUUCCUGUUUUCAAGUACGCUUGGGAUGUUCCACACAAGUGAUUUGGAGAGAAAAUCUCUCUCUCUCUCUCUCUCUCUCUCUCUCUCUCUCUCUAGAUCUCUCUCUCUAGAUCUCUCUCUCGUUUGGGUAUGAGUUGUUUUGGUUGGUGAUGAAAUUACCAUGCGAUGUAUGCUCGAGAAGAAUCAUUAUCAUGUAUUCGAAUGCUUUAUAUAUGGAUUAAUGUGAGCCUAAUUAUCUUCAUA
Tarenaya hassleriana is the source of this 904-nucleotide messenger RNA. RefSeq lists its product as uncharacterized. The record is from RefSeq and is a predicted model, not a curated record. NCBI's taxonomy places the organism in Eukaryota, Viridiplantae, Streptophyta, Magnoliopsida, Brassicales, Cleomaceae. The transcript has a single exon. Bases 269 to 703 code for a protein of 144 amino acids.